Messenger RNA from Cygnus olor (mute swan), 1549 nucleotides. It is a transcript of the gene LRR1, whose product is annotated as leucine rich repeat protein 1. The record is from RefSeq and is a predicted model, not a curated record. Gene Ontology annotation, molecular function: protein binding. Lineage: Eukaryota; Metazoa; Chordata; Aves; Anseriformes; Anatidae. Bases 77 to 1345 code for a protein of 422 amino acids. The transcript is spliced from 4 exons.
CCUCCCUUCCUUUCCUUUCCCUUCCCGCCCGGGAGCCUUUCCGCCCGCUCUCCCCAGGGCCGGCAGGACGGCGGCGAUGCGGCUGCAGUGCGAGGUGGAGGUGGUCAGCCGGCUCCUGCCCUCCUGCGGGCUGCGGGGCCGCGGCCGCGGCACCAGGGCGCUGCUGUCGCUCGGCCGCCCGCCCGGCGGGGCUCGGGGCGGCUCCGUGUACCUCAUGGUGUGCACGGCGCGGGACCGGGGCGGCGCUCGCUACAAGGUGCAGGAGAACAUCGAGCGGUUCUUCACCCGCUUCGUGGAGGAGGGCAAGGCCACCGUGCGCCUCCGGGAGCCCGCCGUGGAUAUCUGCCUCAGCAAGGCAAAUGCCAGCAAUUUAAAGAAUUUCCUUUCAGCUGUGAGACUGGCUCACCAAGGGACCGACAUCAGCGCUCUCCCGCUCUCAGCUCUGGUACCAGCGAAGACUUCAGAAGUCGAAAAGCCUAAAACAAAAAUGAUCAUAACUUCCAAAAGGGACUAUCCGCUCACCAAGAACUUCCCUUAUUCCCUCGAACAUCUCCAGGCCUCGUACUGCAAACUUGCUCGGAUCGACACACGUGUGCUUUGCUUGAAGAAGCUCCGAAAACUCGACCUCAGUCAUAACCACAUUAAGCAGCUGCCAGCUACCAUCGGUGACCUGGUCUUCCUUCAGGAGCUCAAUUUGCACGACAAUCACCUGGAGUCCUUCAGCAGUGCCCUGUGCAACUCCACCCUUCAGAAAUCUCUCCAGUGCUUGGACCUCAGCCAAAACAAAAUUAAAGCACUUCCCAUUCAGUUCUGCCAGCUGCGAGAACUUGUUAAUUUGAAGCUUGAUGACAAUGAGCUGAUUAGGUUGCCAUUCAAGAUUGGCCAGUUAGAUCAUCUGCGCUUUCUGUCGGCAGCUCGAAACAAACUUCCUUUCUUGCCCAGUGAUUUUAGGAAACUCUGUCUUGAGAACUUGGAUCUCUUUGGGAAUCCUUUUGAACAGCCUAAUCCUCUUGUUCCCAACAUACAGCUGAAAAUACCAUUGACUUUAUUAGAGUGUGCUGCGAGAGCUACCGUAAAUUACAGACUCCCUUACGGCUGCCAUCUCCUUCCCUCUCACCUCUGCGAAGACCUGGAGGUGGCUAAGACGUGCCAGUGCGGAGGCGCCUGCCUGAGCAGCUUCAUCCAGAUCACGGUGACCAUGAACCUGCACCACGUAGCUCACACCGUGGUCCUGGUGGACAACAUGGGAGGCACGGAAGCGCCCAUCGUCUGCUACUUCUGCUCCCUAGACUGCUAUUCCGAGUUCCUGGACGACGCGUACCUGCAGGGCAGCUGCGACUACUGACGGGGCAGGGGCUCGCCUGGGAGCUCUGCCCCGUGCUGGGGGACUCGGCGCUCGCCUCCCGCCCGGUUCAGAGCUCGCCUCCCCCCCGCUUCGGUGCCGCAGAGCAGCGGCUGCGGCCCGCGGGUGUCGGCCUGGCGGGGAGGGAGCACCGCCCCUCCACCGCCGGGCUUUCUGUGCUUGGAAUAAAAAGGUGCUCGGCUUCAA